Messenger RNA from Saccharomyces cerevisiae S288C, 846 nucleotides. It is a transcript of the gene MRPL17, whose product is annotated as mitochondrial 54S ribosomal protein mL46 MRPL17. The record is from RefSeq and is marked reviewed. NCBI's taxonomy places the organism in Eukaryota, Fungi, Ascomycota, Saccharomycetes, Saccharomycetales, Saccharomycetaceae. The coding region runs from base 1 to 846 and encodes 281 amino acids. Gene Ontology annotation, molecular function: structural constituent of ribosome. Gene Ontology annotation, cellular component: mitochondrion. The transcript has a single exon.
AUGAAGGUAAAUUUAAUGUUGAAAAGAGGGCUUGCUACUGCAACUGCAACUGCCAGUUCCGCUCCCCCCAAGAUUAAAGUCGGAGUACUACUGUCAAGAAUCCCUAUAAUUAAAUCAGAAUUAAAUGAACUAGAGAAAAAAUACUAUGAGUACCAAUCAGAACUAGAAAAGAGACUAAUGUGGACGUUUCCGGCAUAUUUUUAUUUCAAAAAGGGUACUGUAGCAGAACACAAAUUUCUAUCCCUGCAGAAAGGACCUAUCUCCAAAAAAAAUGGCAUUUGGUUUCCUAGAGGCAUACCGGACAUUAAACAUGGCAGAGAAAGAAGUACUAAGCAAGAAGUUAAACUUUCUGAUGACAGUACAGUAGCAUUUAGCAACAAUCAAAAAGAGCAAAGCAAAGACGAUGUUAAUAGGCCCGUGAUUCCCAACGACAGGAUAACGGAAGCAGAUAGGUCAAAUGAUAUGAAGAGCCUUGAAAGACAAUUGAGCAGGACCUUAUAUCUUUUGGUUAAGGAUAAAAGCGGUACUUGGAAAUUCCCUAACUUCGAUCUUUCUGAUGAAUCUAAGCCGUUACACGUACACGCAGAGAACGAAUUGAAAUUGUUGAGCGGUGAUCAGAUAUACACUUGGUCUGUUUCUGCUACGCCCAUAGGUGUUUUGCAGGACGAGAGAAAUAGGACUGCUGAGUUUAUUGUGAAGUCACACAUUUUGGCUGGAAAAUUUGAUUUGGUGGCGUCGAAAAAUGAUGCAUUCGAGGAUUUUGCUUGGCUGACAAAAGGUGAGAUCAGUGAAUAUGUACCAAAAGAUUACUUUAACAAAACAGAAUUUCUUUUAGCGGAUAAUUGA